AAGAUAGCGUCCGGUAACUAAGGAACAAGCCAACCAACCGUGAAUCUUAAGUACGAACGGAAAUACCGACACCAGAUUUGUAUUUCUAAUAAUCUCCCAGGAGUUCGGACGAUAAAAGUGAUAUCACAUAAACAAGAGGGAGAUACCAAAAUGGCUGCGGCACCAGCAGACAAGAUGGGGAAAGUAGCGGCGGGCUGUAACUUUGUGGCCCAGGAUCAGAUCUGGAAGGACCAUGUUCACCACGAGGAGACGGCGUCCAAGACAUGGCCAGGGAGCUGGGGUUUCCUUACCACGAAAUAUGAGGACUUAGUGAAGGAUGACUUCCCUGAGUGGGACAAGAACAAGAAAACAGAGCCCUUGUUUCAAAUGAAACCAGUGACACCUAUUGAGGAAUACAUUCAUGUAGAGCCCUCGCCAAAACCCUUCCCCAAAACUACAGCGCGUGAUAUCGGAUGGCGGUCGACAAAUCCAACUAACAAACUAGAGAAAUACGGCAAGUACGCUAAGCCGAAAGGAGGACUAAUCAGGCAGCUCAACUGGCCAACAGAGGCUAUAAACUAGUGUCGGAAACAAUGUAAGCUAGCGAAAAUACUAGUGGAGUUUAUAACAUUUCUCGUCAACCAGCUCCGUAAUGACGGACAACCUAGACACUCGUAUCAGGAGGACGCUGGACGAUUUAUGAAACAACGGGAUGCGGUGACAGUACGACGUUUUGUUUGUUUUCUUUAAAGUCCCGAAAGUUGUGUACUCGGAAUCUAGUCUACAACAAUGUGCUGUGAGAGCGUAUAUACUGAACACUUCAUAGGGACAUAAUUCUGAAUCAUUGAAAGUUAAAUAUUGGGUAUUAAUAAUCUCCUCGUGAAUAGUAUCAAAAUGAUCGGUAACUAUAUGUAUAUAUUACUAGUAAACAGAAAGUACUAUGACUAUAUUAGCUACACUGUGUAUUUUACUAGCUAUCUGAUUAAAAUACUCAUCAUUAUAUACUAAUUCGUGAUGUAUUUCAAUCAGAUUGGCAUUGCUAACAGCUAUACUCCUAUAAGUAGCGAUAUUAUAGUAUAGCCGUUUAUGUUAGUGGUAAUCUUGCCGUCAUUUAAAUCAUUGUCAAUUGAAUUUUAUUGCACAACAAAUAUAAAAUAUCUAUCUAAAAUGAAAUUACUAACAUGGAUUGCUACGAUAGAUAUGCAAGUACUGCCUUUGUUCUACAGACCGGUGUCAGGUACUAGGUCCCCAUGAUAUUGUAAAUGGUGUAUGGUAUCCUUAUAUAUUAAACUGCACAGAAUACACACUUAAUAUACAAAUAUUGUACUUUAAUACACACUUAGUAUACAAAUAUUUUACUUUAAUACACACUUAGUAUACAAAUAUUGUACUUUAAUACACAAUGCCAAAUCUAACUUAGAUUUUGUCAUGGAUCAAAACAGUAUAUGUUAUAUAGUUACGUACUGCAGUCAACUUAAACAGAAUGAAGAAACUUGAUGUACAAAUAAUAGUACAUUUUUAUUUCUGUGUUUUGAAUUAGAAAUGUUUUUACCAGAUAUGUGUGUAACACACAUUUCCAUUUGAACGUUACUGUGCGUGUUUGUGGUUUGUUUCCUCCCAGUUAGUUUAAACGAGUUCCAUGUGACGAGUUUACACGUUUACUCCGGUGUAAAACUUUCUGGGAUUUUUUAAAUAUUGUUAGGCGCGGUAACAUUGUUUUUGUUCAUUUUGGUGCUUUGUACAUAGGUCACGUGACCAUGGUAACAUAUGGCACUACGGUGUGGUCCUCUUGUUUGGAAACGUUUAUUUAUUUAGAUUAUUUUGAGAUUACAUGCAUUACUAACAUAGAUAUCUAGGUUGUUUUUUUUGUUUUAUUUUCUAUUUUGCUCAAUCAAUUAGCCUACAAUAAACAAGGACUUGACCUUUAGUUAUACCUAGUGUACCGUACAUAACAUUAUAUUCAGAAACUUUUAAAUGACUUUCUUUUGUCCACUCACGUUAUUUUGUUUUUCUUUUUUGUUUGUUGUAGUCGGAGUAUUAUAUAUCUAUAUCUAUACCAAGUCUCUUUUGAGACAGUCGGAUGUGGUAACAAUAUUGACAGUCUAUGAUUGGUAAGGACGGCUGCUUUUCAGAACGUUAGGAACAUGUACACAAAAAGAUAUUAAAACCUCGUAGUGGAAUACAUCAUUCAGUUUCGGUUGAUUUAUGUUUGUGUUUGGAAAUUUAAAAAAAAAAUGGAUUAGUAAAGAUAGUUUUUGAGAUGAAAUAGAAUUUUGACAACGAAAUAUGCAUUUGGUGGAAUUGUAUGUGGUGCAAUUUAACUGUGAUAAAUGAUUAACUAUACAUGAACGUCUAUGAAAUUUCUCGGCUGAUGUAGAAAAAUCAGAAAACACAAUUUCACCAAACAUUUAUUUUUAUUUCUAACCUUGUAAUGUAGCGGCAUGCUGUUAUUUUUUUCAGUGUGUGCACGUAGGUGUGUGCGUGCGUCCGUGUUAAUGACUUUCUCGUGAUCAGUAUUAUUAUCGGUACACCAAAGUGUAUAUUAUUACCAUGUUUUGUCAACACAAUGUAUACUAUUCUAGUGCAUUACUCAGCAAAAUGUUACACUGUGGUGUUGAAUAAAAUCUUUCCAAUAGCA
Molecule: messenger RNA, 2617 nt
Organism: Pecten maximus
Lineage: Eukaryota; Metazoa; Mollusca; Bivalvia; Pectinida; Pectinidae
Exons: 3
Coding region: 151-561 (136 amino acids)
Source: RefSeq, a predicted model, not a curated record